Messenger RNA from Malassezia restricta, 402 nucleotides. Its product is annotated as Yqey-like protein. Gene Ontology annotation, cellular component: mitochondrion. The record is from RefSeq and is a predicted model, not a curated record. Gene Ontology annotation, molecular function: carbon-nitrogen ligase activity, with glutamine as amido-N-donor. NCBI's taxonomy places the organism in Eukaryota, Fungi, Basidiomycota, Malasseziomycetes, Malasseziales, Malasseziaceae. The transcript has a single exon. Bases 1 to 402 code for a protein of 133 amino acids.
AUGUUUGUCCAAACUUUGCGAACUGCGUCGUGGCGUCGCCUCCUGCAUACAAGCCGCAUCGCCCUGGGUGAUGUGCCGGCACGUCCGCCAUCUGGACCUAACCCACUGGACGAGCCUACGCUUGCGAAUGUAAAGCAAAAGUGGAAGCAGGCACGCCUGGCCAAAGACUCGGAGCUGGCCACCCUACUCGGCGGCAUCCUCACAGACCUGCAGUACGCGCAGAAGACCAAGAUGCAGCCAAAUCAAAAGCCGCCUUCCAUUAUCAAGAUGCUCCAAAAGGGUAUCAAAAAGCGCACGGAUGCAGCCAAGGUGUUUCGCCAAGCCAAGCCGGCGCCACGUGUCGACCUGGCCGAGAAGGAGGAACAUGAAGUGCGUAUUCUGCAAGACUUGCUGCCUAAAUAG